Canis lupus familiaris (dog) is the source of this 1089-nucleotide messenger RNA. It is a transcript of the gene HCAR1, whose product is annotated as hydroxycarboxylic acid receptor 1. Gene Ontology annotation, cellular component: membrane. Gene Ontology annotation, biological process: G protein-coupled receptor signaling pathway. Lineage: Eukaryota; Metazoa; Chordata; Mammalia; Carnivora; Canidae. The record is from RefSeq and is marked provisional. Gene Ontology annotation, molecular function: G protein-coupled receptor activity.
AUGGACAACGGGUCGUGCUGCCUCAUCGAGGGGGACCCCAUCUCUCAGGUGAUGCCACCGCUGCUGAUCCUGGCCUUCGUGCUGGGCGCACUGGGCAAUGGCAUGGCCCUCUGUGGUUUCUGCUUUUACAUGAAGACCUGGAAGCCGAGCACUAUUUACCUUUUUAACCUGGCCGUGGCCGACUUCCUUCUCAUGAUCUGCCUGCCCUUCCGGACAGACUACUACUGGAGACACAGGCAAUGGGCCUUUGAGGACAUUCCGUGUCGGGUGGCGCUCUUCAUGCUGGCCAUGAACAGGGCUGGGAGCAUCAUCUUCCUCACUGUGGUGGCGGUGGACAGGUACUUCAAAGUGGUCCACCCCCACCACGUGCUGAACACCAUUUCCAACCGGACUGCAGCUGGCAUCGUCUGUGCCCUUUGGAUCAUGGUCAUCCUGGGCACUCUCUACCUUUUGAUGGAGAACCAUCUGUGCGUGCAUGAGAAGACCAUAUCUUGUGAGAGCUUCAUCAUGGAGUCAGCCAAUGGCUGGCACGACAUCAUGUUCCAGCUGGAAUUCUUCCUCCCUCUCGGCAUCAUCCUGUUCUGCUCCUUCAGGAUUAUUUGGAGUCUGAAGCAGAGGCGGCAGCUGGCCAGGCAGACUCGGAUGAAGAAGGCUACCCGGUUCAUCAUGGUUGUGGCGGUUGUGUUCAUCACGUGCUACCUGCCCAGCGUGUCGGCCAGACUCUAUUUCCUCUGGACGGUGCCCUCGAGUGCCUGCGACCCCUCUGUCCACGUAGCCCUCCACAUCACCCUCAGCUUCACCUACAUGAACAGCAUGCUGGAUCCUCUGGUGUAUUAUUUUUCGAGUCCUGUAUUCCCCAAAUUCUACACCAAGCUCAAGAUCCGCGGUUUGCGACCAAAGAGUCCAGGGCACUCCAAGACCCAGAGGCCGGAAGAGAUGCCAAUCCCAAAGCUCUGUCGCAAGAGUUGUGUCCGUGUGGCAAGCAGCUUCCAGAGCCAAUCCAACGAGCAGCAAGAUCUUCAAAUGUGUGGAAUGGCACUGAAACAGGCAGACAGGCAAAACCCAAGGAGGACAGACAAACAGACUUAG